This is a messenger RNA of Telopea speciosissima, 510 nucleotides long. RefSeq names its product two-component response regulator 24-like. Bases 1 to 510 code for a protein of 169 amino acids. Gene Ontology annotation, biological process: phosphorelay signal transduction system. The record is from RefSeq and is a predicted model, not a curated record. NCBI's taxonomy places the organism in Eukaryota, Viridiplantae, Streptophyta, Magnoliopsida, Proteales, Proteaceae. The transcript is spliced from 2 exons.
AUGAAAAGGCCAUUGGGGAUCAAUGAGCCCACCCCAAGGAACUCAAAGCAUGCAGCGAACAAGAAUGCUUCAAAAUCGAAUGCGUCAACCUCACAAAAUGUUACCAAAAACGAACUUGCAAAGUUUCUCCCGAAGAACGGGUUGAGUGCAUUAGUAGUAGAUGAUGCCUACAUCGGCCGAAUUUAUCACAAGAUACUUCUCACCAAUCUUGGAGUCGAAUGCCGGGAUGUAAGCAAUGGCCAAGAUGCUGUGGCUCUGUGUCGUGAAGGGGCUUUUUUCCAUCUUAUCCUCAUGGAUAUGGAGAUGCCCAUUAUGAGUGGGCUGGAGGCAACGAGGAUGCUGCGUGAGAUCGGCAUUCGUAGCAUGAUCAUAGGGGUCACUGCCCACAAUAAGGAAUGGCAAGUUCGAGAAUUUAUAGAUGUUGGUUUGGAUGGCUAUGAGGAGAAGCCAUUGAGUUAUGAGAAGCUUAUCGAUAUCCUCCGUGAUCUUGAUGCCAGUCAAUCUACCUAA